AUAGAACAUAAUAUAACUCUCACCCUAUUUACGAUUUCUUUCGAGCGAUUCUGUACAGAAUCCAUGGCGUCCAUUUUCUCACAGGGCUUCGCCGCUAAAUGCACCGGCGCUGCCGUGGAGUGCUCCGCCACUCAUAAUCGCCUUUCUACUUUAUCUCUUCAGGUAAACAAUUUCAGUAACUGCUGUUUCCCUAGCGGCCAACUCAAUCGGAGCGCUCUGAGCAUCGGGCGCGGCAGCUCGUCUCGAGUUCGCCGGAGUUCUCGCCGUCUUUCGGACGUAUUUGGGGAUGGAGGAGUUUAUUCUCGAUCAGAUUUUCCUGUUUUCAAAUGCUUUGCUUCAAAUAACGGGGCGUCCUCUGCUUCUGUUGUAGAGGAAAGAGUAUCUGUAUUGGUAAUCGGAGGAGGUGGGAGGGAGCAUGCCCUUUGUUAUGCCCUACGAAGAGCUCCUUCUACUGAUGCUGUGUUUUGUGCCCCUGGGAACGCCGGGAUUUGCAACUCCGGCGAUGCAACUUGUGUCGGUUACCUCGAUGUAUCAGAGAGUUCAACUGUGAUUGAUUUUUGCCUUGAGUGGGAAAUUGGAUUGGUUGUGAUUGGACCGGAGGCUCCUCUUGUUGCCGGCCUUGCCAAUGAUCUUGUCAAAGCCGGGAUUCCUACUUUCGGCCCGUCUUCAGAAGCAGCUGCCCUAGAAGGAUCAAAGGAUUUUAUGAAACGUUUGUGUGACAAAUACAAUAUUCCAACAGCUAAGUAUCGAACAUUUUCAGAUCCUUUGGAUGCAAAGGCAUAUAUAAAGGAGCAAGGCGCGCCUAUCGUUGUCAAAGCAGAUGGCUUGGCUGCCGGGAAAGGAGUUGUCGUAGCUAUGACAACAGAGGAGGCGUAUGAAGCAGUUGAAUCAAUGCUUGUGGAUAAUGCUUUUGGGUCUGCUGGUUGUCGUGUUGUGAUCGAGGAGUAUUUGGAAGGGGAGGAGGCGUCAUUUUUUGCUUUAGUCGAUGGGGAAAAUGCCAUAGCUCUAGAAUCUGCUCAGGACCAUAAACGAGUUGGCGAUGGUGAUACAGGACCUAAUACGGGUGGAAUGGGGGCAUAUUCUCCGGCCCCUGUCUUGACAAAGGAACUCCAAUCUGUUGUUAUGAAGUCCAUAAUUCUCCCGACUGUGAAAGGAAUGGCUGCUGAAGGCUGCAAAUUUGUUGGCGUCUUGUACGCGGGACUUAUGAUCGAGAAGAAGUCUGGAUUACCGAAAUUGAUUGAGUACAAUGUGCGAUUUGGCGAUCCAGAGUGCCAGGUACUCAUGGUUCGAUUGAAAUCUGACCUGGCCCAAGUGCUACUCGCCGCUUGCAGAGGACAACUAAACGGCGUAACUCUAGAUUGGUACCACGGAUCAGCCAUGGUUGUGGUGAUGGCCAGUAAGGGCUACCCGGGAAGGUACAAGAAAGGGACGGUCAUUCGCAACAUCGACGAAGCAGAGGUAGUGGCACCAAGUGUUAAAAUAUUCCACGCCGGCACGGAUCUCGACGGCGACGGGAACUACAUUGCGAGCGGCGGGCGUGUUCUUGGGAUCACUGCCAUAGGUAAGGAUCUUGAAGAGGCACGGGAUGCUGCCUACCAAGCUGUUGAGGAAAUCAACUGGCCCGAGGGAUUUUACCGGCAGGAUAUUGGGUGGAGAGCACUGCUGCCGCCUCAGAGAGAAGUGGAAGUGGUGAUGGAAGGUUGAGAUGCAAUGACAAAAUGGUCGGGCAGCGGCAGCUAUACAUCCAGAUCCGGUUUUCGGGUAACAAUAGCCCAGAGUUUUAAAUGAGCUACGGGCAGAAGGGGACAUCUUGUUUGUUGGGACAGCAGCUCAGUUUAGAAUUUGGUAAGAACUCGACCUUCUUCAUUUUGGCAAUUUUCCGAUUGUGUUUUUUGCAAUAAUAAAAGUUAGUUUAGAGAGGGAGAUAGAGAUGGCUGUUUCUUUUUUGGGAGAGAGGACGGGUUACAGGAAAGACAUUGCAACGCACAAUUUGGAUAUAUUUCUUAUUUCUUAUUAUUAUUAUUUUAAUUAUUUUUUAAUAACGUGAAAAUUUGCUGUCGCUACUACUUCUUGAUCUC
Andrographis paniculata is the source of this 2078-nucleotide messenger RNA. Its product is annotated as phosphoribosylamine--glycine ligase. The transcript is spliced from 5 exons. Lineage: Eukaryota; Viridiplantae; Streptophyta; Magnoliopsida; Lamiales; Acanthaceae. Gene Ontology annotation, molecular function: metal ion binding; phosphoribosylamine-glycine ligase activity; ATP binding. The coding region runs from base 64 to 1704 and encodes 546 amino acids. Gene Ontology annotation, biological process: purine nucleobase biosynthetic process. The record is from RefSeq and is a predicted model, not a curated record.